Messenger RNA from Brenthis ino (lesser marbled fritillary), 1089 nucleotides. The record is from the annotation of a GenBank genome assembly. Lineage: Eukaryota; Metazoa; Arthropoda; Insecta; Lepidoptera; Nymphalidae.
AUGGAAGGCAGAGAUUGGAGAAAUAAUAUAAUAAGUCAACUUCAGACACGUAAUAAGCGUGAAACAACUGCGUUUCAAGAUAUCAUAGCUUUUCAAAGCCGCCUGUUUGACAAUGUUAGUACUUUGAGAAAUGAAAACUUGCAGCUAACUUUAUUAAAUGAGAGAAUUAGAUUCUCUAAUACAGAAAGUGUAUUAAAUAGUGGAGGUGGUGUUACCAAUGAACGAAUACAAGCUCUAGAACAAAAAAUUUUAUCUCAACAAGAAGAACUUACGUCUAUGCACCGUAGGAGAAGUGAAAAUGCACAACAGAUAAUCAAUUUAAAUUCACGAGUCCAUGAUUUAGAAAAAAACUUACAGUCUAAGGAUAUUAUAAUUUCAGAAAAUACUGCAUUAAUAGCAUCACUACGAGCUGAAAUACAAAUGUAUGAUAGGAAUAUGAAUGAAUUACAAGGACUUAAUCAAAUGUUGAGAGAUGAACACCAAGCAUUACAAAUUGCAUUUGCAGCUAUUGAAGACAAAUUAAGAAAGUCACAGGAUGAAAAUCGAUCACUCGUUGAAAGACUUAUUAAGUACAAAGCUAAAGAUGCGGAUAAAAUGAAUGAAGAAAACGAACACUUCAUAAAGUCAAGCAACCCUACUGCGUUUUUCAUCAACACGUUUGGUAGAGUUAGUUUCGGGAAAAAAAGUGACAAAGUCCGAAAAGAGCUGGAAGAAGCGGCUAGAGAAGGCGGUAGCAGAAAUAGUGGUGGUUCUGGAAGCAGUUCAGAUGACAAAAUUAUAGACUCAAUGCCGUACUACACGACAUCUUUGCCAACGAAAGUGGCGUUAAGAUUUGAUGCUCAUGACGGUGAGGUCAAUGCCGUUAAAUGGAGUCCAACGGAUCGAUUAGUGGCCACGGGAGGGGCAGAUCGAAAAGUUAAAUUAUGGGACGUAUCGAAACUGGGAACAAUAGAAAGCAAAGGGACGCUCGUUGGAUCCAACGCGGGCGUGAUGUCAGUGGAUUUCGACUCGACGGGCGCAUACAUAGUGGGCGCGUCUAAUGACUUCGCGAGCCGCGUUUGGACCGUUGGUGACCAACGAUUAAGGACG